Ectocarpus siliculosus is the source of this 735-nucleotide messenger RNA. The record is from the annotation of a GenBank genome assembly. Lineage: Eukaryota; Phaeophyceae; Ectocarpales; Ectocarpaceae.
AUGUCUUUGGAGGAAUGCAGGACGGACGACAUCUGCUGCUACCAAGACGACUCGGGCGCGCAGGGCCUCCGGCACAUCGCGGCGGGCCUCGCGGCGGCCCUGGCCCUCUGCCUCGCGGCGCUCCUCGUGGCCGCGGUCGCCUGGAAGCGCGCCUCCGGCCGCGACUGCUUCGGCGGCGGCCACACUAAGGAGAGCCCCCCCUCCGGCGGCGGCGGCGGCGGCGGCGUCGACGGUGGCGGCGGCAGUGGUGACGGGAACACGACGAGAUCGGCGCCGUCCUCGUCGGCAGCGGCGGCGGAGGCCGGGGGGGGCGACUCGGCCCCGCCCUACCAGGCGGCUGUGGCGGCGCCGAACGAGCGGCUGCUGCUCACGGCCGAGGAGGGCUACGCCGCCACCGCCGGCAGGAAAAGCGGCGGCGGCGACGGCGGGGGGGAGGACCAGAGGACCACCAACACGGAGAGCUGCAACGGCGGCGGCGGCGGCGGCGGCGGCGGACAGAGGCCGCAGCUCGAGCUGGCCGUCGUGGAGGAAGGCCGCGGUGGCGGCGGCGGCGGCGGGCGGAAUCACGCCACCCGUGCUGCCUCGGCGAAGCAGCAGCAGCAGCACCAGUACCGCCGGUCGAACUCGGGCGUGAGCCUCAGGAGUCUCAGGAGUGUCGGGAGCCUCAACGACAUGCAGCAGCAGCACGUACUGGUCCGCUGCGUGUGCUUGGGUUUUAGGGGUUCAUGGGCUUGA